AUGCCUCCAAAAAGCAGUGACACCACUAGGAGCACACCUCCAGAAAGUAGUGUUCCUACUAGGAGCGCACCUCCAGAAAGCAGUGUCCCCACUAGGAGCACACCUCCAGAAAGCUAUAACCCCACUAGGAGCACACCUCUAAAAAGCAGUGAUCCCACAAGUAGCACACCUCCAGAAAGCAAUGUCCCCACUAGGAUCACACCUCUGAAAAGCAGUGUCCCUACGAGGAGCAUGCCUCCAGAAAGGAGUGACCCCACUAGGAGCAAACUUCCAGAAAGAAGUGACACCACUAGGAGCUCACCUCCAGAAAGCAGUGUCCCCACUACGAGCACACCUCCAGAAAGCAGUGACCCCACUAGGAGCACACCUCUGAAAAGCAGUGUUCCCACAAGUGCUCACAUCCAGAAAGCAGUGUCCCCUCCAGGAGCACACUUAAUGAAAGCAGUGACCCCACUAGGAGCACACCUCUGGGAAGCAGUGGCCCCACUAGGAACACACCUCCAGAAAGCUGUGUCCCCACUAGAAGCACACCUCUGGAAAGCUGUUCCCACUAGGACCACACCUCAGAAAGCAGUGACCCCGCUAGGAGCACACCUCCAGAAAGCAGUGUCCCCACUAGGAGCACAGCUCCAGAGAGCAAUGUUCGCACUAGGAGCACACCUCCAAAAAGCGGUGACACCACUAGGAGCAAACCUCAACUUAAGGAGCACAGCUCCAGAAAGCAGUGUCCCCACUAGGAGCACACCUCCAGAAAGCAGUGACCACACUAGGAGCACACAUUUGAAAAGCAGUGUUCCCACUAGUAGCUCACUUCCAGAAAGCACUGUCCCCACUAGGAUCACACCUCUGAAAAGCAGUGUCCUUACGAGGAGCACGCCUCCAGAAAGCAGUGACCCCACUAGGAGCACACCUCCAGAAAGCAGUGACCCCACUAGGAGCACACCUCUGGGAAGCAGUGGCCCCACUACGAACACACCUCCAGAAAGCAGUGUCCCCACUAGAAGCGCACUUCUGGAAAGCAGUGUUCCCACUAGGAACACACCUCUGAAAAGCAGAGUUCCCACUAGGAGCACACACUGGAAAGAAGUGUCCCCACUAGGAGCACACCUCCAGAAAGCAGCGUCCCCACUAGGAGCACACUUCCAGAAAGCAAUGUUCCCACUAGGAGCACACCUCCAGCAGGCAGUGACACCACUAGGAGUAAACUUCUGA
Molecule: messenger RNA, 1212 nt
Organism: Schistocerca cancellata (South American locust)
Lineage: Eukaryota; Metazoa; Arthropoda; Insecta; Orthoptera; Acrididae
Exons: 2
Coding region: 1-1212 (403 amino acids)
Source: RefSeq, a predicted model, not a curated record